UGUCACUCUCUCGGUCUCACUGUACACUCCGUCACAUGCACUCUACCAAUCUUUCACUUUCACAGCCUCUCUUUCUCUGUGCGGAGAAGGAACCACUUUGGAUGGUUCGUUCAGCGAUGCCCAGGUCCCGAUCAGCCUCCAGCUCGUUCCUCACCUCCUGCAGGAUGUUUGGGACUCGCCGUCUCCUCCUCUGUCUCCUGAUUUCAGCGGUCGUUGGCUUCGAGGUGUCGGGGCCCAAGGAGGCGCUGGAGGUGACCGUGGGGGAGGACGGCGUGUUGCGCUGCCAGGUGGAGCAGGCUUUGCCUCUGAUGAACCUGGAGGUCAGGUGGGUCAGGCAGGAUUGGAACUCGCCCGUCUAUCUGUACAGAGACAGAAAGGAGCAGCUCAGCGUCCAGGACAAGGCGUAUCAAGGGAGGACCGAGAUGGAUAGCCAGCAGAUUUCUGCGGGCAAUUUUUCGCUGAUGAUCAAGAACGUUCAACCCCCAGACAACGGCUCCUACACCUGUUUUGUUAAAUUGUCCGAGAAAUCCAACGAGGCUCUGGCAGAGCUGAAGGUUCGAGCUCUAGGUGAGGCCCCGCUGUUACACACAGAGGGUUACCAGAACGGGGGGAUCAGGCUAAGCUGUCACUCCGAGGGCUGGUUCCCGGAGCCCCAGAUCCUGUGGGGGGACGGCAGCCGCAGGAACAUGACCGCACAGUCGCAAACCAGCCACGUGAAAGAUUCCAAGGGUUUCUUCACCACGAAGAGCAGCGUGACUGUGAGCAGUGACUCCACAGACACUCUCACCUGCCAGAUACGGAACCGCUUGCUCAACAAGGACCAAGAGGCUAUGAUUAUGAUCUCAGAGGAAAUGUUUCCCCGGGUCUCUGCCUGGAUGGUGCUGUUUAUUCUGCUUCUCGUCGUCCUCCCCAUGGCUGUCGCUGGAACCGUCUUCAUUUGGAGAAAACAGACCACGAAGAUUAAAAAACGCGAUGGACUCAACGACAACAUCGCGAGGACUGAUGAGAGUUUGAAGCUUAUUACGAACGACCGGACACAACUUAAGAAGGCGCUGGAUAUUGAGAAACGCUGCACUGAAUCAGAGUGGGACAAAUAUCGCAAAUGCAACGAUUGCAAGAAUCAACUGGAACAAUUUGAGGGAAGCAGACUCGGGCCAAGUACAGCCUCCGUGGUUCUGGACCCAAAGACCGCUCACCCAGACCUCAUCGUGUCCCAGGACGGUUUGAGUGUGAGUCUCGGUGACCAUCCUCAGAAGGUCGGCAAGAGCACAAAUAGGUUCAGUUCGCACAGGGCUGUCCUGGGAAUUGAUGCAUCCACAGCCGACAUACAGAAACUUAACGGAUUCGCAACCGGGAUACACUCCUGGGAGGUGGAGCUCGGGAAAAAGACGGCAUGGACUAUCGGAGUGGCCAGGGAGUCCAUCAAGAGGAAUGAAAACAUCACCCUCACACCUGACAACGGAUUCUGGGUUGUGUCACUGAGCAACGGGGAGGAUUAUCAGGCUCUUACUUCACCCUCCACCAAGCUGAGCCUCAGUGUGAAACCCGGGAAGAUCGGAAUUUACCUGGACUUUGAGGGGGGGCGGGUGUCGUUUUACAACGCUGAUAACAUGUCUCUCCUCCACACUUUCACCCACGCUUUCACUGAGAGGCUUUAUCCUCUCUUCUGCCCCGGAUCAAAUGAAAAGGGUACGAAUUCUGACCCUCUGAAAAUCUGUGCGGUUAACAAGGAAGAAGACCAGUCGUCAGGAGAAAGCUUACCCACUGUGCAGCUGGAUCCUGACACAGCCCAUCCCCGGCUCAUCCUGUCUGAGGACCUGACCAGUGUGCGAUGCGGAGACAAACUGCAGCAGCUCCUCGACACUCCGAAGAGGUUUAGUGAAGAUCUCAUCGUCCUGGGAUCUGAGGGCUUCACAUCAGGGAGACAUUACUGGGAGGUGCAGGUGGGCAACAAGACUGUGUGGAUUGUGGGAGUGGUGAGGGAGUCUGUCAACAAGAAAGAAUCAAUCACACUGUCACCAGAGGAUGGGGUCUGGGGGGUGUGGCUGUGGUACCAGGACUAUGAAGCUCUGACCUCCCCUCCCACCCGCCUGCCCCUGACAGUGAGACCCGGGAAGAUCGGGGUGUACCUGGACUACGAGGAGGGACAGGUGACAUUUUACAAUGCUGACGACAUGUCUCAUCUCCACACUUUCACUGAGAAACUUUAUCCUCUCUUCAAUCCCUGGCAUAACGAUGACGGGAAAAACUCUGAGCCUCGGAGAAUCUGCCCAGUGACAGAUUAAUGAGGAGGAAAACCCUCAGCCAUUCCCUCUGUUUGACUGUUAUAACCUGGAGGUUUGGACGAUGCCGAGUGUUUGCUUCUGUGCGUUACCCCACACCAGUUUGGAGCUGAGUUUGUGACGGGAAGUGAAGGGCGGGGCUGAGCGGGGUCUCCCGGGGAGACGUCAGCUCCACCUUGUACCCCGAGCAGGGAACGCCGUCUAUGGCCGACGUCACCGAGCAGCCGCGACACGGCACCUGCACAUUCCAGACCCAUCUCAAGACCCUCCUCUGCGACCGUGCUUUCGAUCUCCCUGCUUCCCCCGCUUUCCUCCACCACCCGCCCCACCCCUAUCCCCAGCUCAGGCCCGUAAUUCUGUCUGUCCAGUGCCUCGGGACGUCCUCCCGACGUGAAAGUCGCUCUACACAUGUCAUUUUGUGGUGGUGUCGGUUGUCCUGUGAGUUCCAGGGAACAAAUAAAUAAUCGAAACCUGCA
Molecule: messenger RNA, 2758 nt
Organism: Callorhinchus milii (elephant shark)
Lineage: Eukaryota; Metazoa; Chordata; Chondrichthyes; Chimaeriformes; Callorhinchidae
Product: butyrophilin subfamily 3 member A1
Exons: 15
Coding region: 36-2285 (749 amino acids)
Molecular function (GO): protein binding
Source: RefSeq, a predicted model, not a curated record